This is a messenger RNA of Colletotrichum chrysophilum, 476 nucleotides long. RefSeq lists its product as uncharacterized. The transcript has a single exon. The annotation marks the transcript as partial. NCBI's taxonomy places the organism in Eukaryota, Fungi, Ascomycota, Sordariomycetes, Glomerellales, Glomerellaceae. The record is from RefSeq and is a predicted model, not a curated record.
ACCCCGAUCUCUUCUGUCACAUCUCCCGCAAAAUCGCGCCUUACAAGUCGGCAAUCAUGGAAGCUCUUCGCGCUGCUAUUACGGCAGCUCAACGCGCCGGAACCCUACUUAUGAUGGAAUUCCGCGAUUGGAACAGAGACUGGGUUCAGAAGCGCCUGGAUGAGCUAGAAGGCUUCAGUGAGAUAUGCGACCGAAUAGAUCUCAGUCCCGUUCUCAGGCGCGACCGCGACACUGGGGCCAGUGUGAAACGGUGUGCCGACAGCGUCUCAGAUAUCCAACUUCUUCUGGAGGAAAUCCGCUCCUUCAAGAAGGAUCACACCUUUAGGUAUUCCUGGAAGUCAAUUGUUUCAAAGGAUAUGGAGGAAGAGAUUAUCCGUCUUUUCAACAGACUCCAGAGGGAGAAGGCGUCGUUGGAGUUGCAAAUAGCAGCUGCCAUCUCGUAUGUGAAACCUCAUGAUUAUGUUAUGACUGAGUGA